Pomacea canaliculata is the source of this 6343-nucleotide messenger RNA. Its product is annotated as kinetochore-associated protein 1-like. Gene Ontology annotation, molecular function: small GTPase binding. The record is from RefSeq and is a predicted model, not a curated record. Gene Ontology annotation, cellular component: cytoplasm; kinetochore microtubule; RZZ complex. NCBI's taxonomy places the organism in Eukaryota, Metazoa, Mollusca, Gastropoda, Architaenioglossa, Ampullariidae. Gene Ontology annotation, biological process: mitotic spindle assembly checkpoint signaling; protein localization to kinetochore involved in kinetochore assembly; mitotic sister chromatid segregation.
AAAAAUAUGGCGGAAGUAGGAGAAGAAAUGGAUAGCUGGGACUGUGUGCAAACAGAAUUUAUGGGAGACGAGACCACAAACUUUGGACCUAGAAUUGAAAAUGGAACAGCACUUUACCAAGUGGAUACGCUAGCUACCAUUUCACCCAAAAGUCAGACUGCAAGUGAAGUUACCUCUCUGGUCACUGCAGCAGUAGGGGAGCUUGCAUGUGUUGGAGUCAACCAACAUCUUAGUGUCUUCCAGGAUUCACAGCUUCAGAUCACGAUUGCAUUUGAGAGUACUCUAGAAGAUGCAGCCUGGAGUCCAGAUGGCUCAUUGCUGGUUACGGUGGAUUCAACUGGGAAACUGUAUAUCUUCAUCGCAGAGACCCUUCAAUCUGUUUUCUCCCAUAGGUUACUGCCAUGUGAAAGGAUCACAAGCAGAAGAGCAUUCCAAAACAUCUGUUUUCAUAGAUGUGACAAUGGCUUGUGUGACUUGAUAUUGCUGUCUUCAAGUGGUCUCCUAUUUGUUGUCAAAGAUCUGGAUACAAAAUCUCUCACACAAGAAACAGACAAUAUUGCUAGCAUCAUACAACAGCAGUUGCAGUUUGCAACAGUUGAGACACAUCAGAUGCACACCAGGCAAGCGUGUGAUAUUGUGUCACUUGGCCAUGGGAAUAUCAUAACUGUUGGCUGUGGAGACUGCGUGUUGGCUGUGUGGGAGUGGCAUGAAAAUUCUUUAGAGUUGGUGGACAGUAUUGGAAGCAUCCUGGAUAAAGAUGCGGGGAUAGUGCAUGCUCAUGCAGUCUCCAACAACAAACUACUUCUGACUUUAGAUGAAAAUAGCCAGAUAAGUAUUUGGUGUGUACCAGAGCUUGUCUUGCUAUUGAUUGUUGUGGCUGCAAGUGAGACAAAACAUAUCGAAAACUUUGUACUGCUAGAGACACCAAACAACACUGGUAACAGCCUUAGAGGAAUGCGACUGGUCCUCUGUGAAAAGAAUCGUGAAGAUCUGGGAGAUAACGCAUGUCUCAAGAUUCUAACCCUACCUGAGGGAGAGUGCAUUUACUCCCUUCAGACAGGGCAUCCUGUCUGCAUGCCCCGAUGUGGUCUAACAGAGGAAUCUCUGCUUUUGGCUGAGGGUUCUCCAGAACCAAGGAAUCCCAGCAAAAUCUCCACCAUUCGCUUUCGACGCCUUAGUGAAACCAGCCCAGAAACUCGUCUUCAUCGAAUCUUACAGAAGAAGAAGUUUGAAGAGGCCCUGCAGUUUGCACAGCUCUUCCACUUAGACAGAGAGCUAGUACAUGUGGCUUUCAUGAACCAUUUGCUUGACCAACUGUCUCCAUGGAGCGCUGUGAACUUCAAUAACAAAAGUGUGUCAUCCAUGACCUUACAGCUCUGGGACUGCCUAGAUAACAUUAGGGAGUGUCUUCUUGUGGUGGAGAACUGCAUGCGAGCAGCACUUCCCUCCUUUCAAGAUACAUGGAGACUGCUGACAGUAUGCCAGGCCAAGCUGGAGAUCGUGAAGACUGACAAAGUGGACAAACAGCUUGCUUUACAAACAAAGCUUUUGGACAUUCAAAACCGACUUCUGACAUUCAAACUUGCCUUCGGUGUUAACAGUUACAGUGCAGAGAAAUGGAUGAGGUUUCAGCAGUCUAGUCUCCUGCAUGAAGCAUGCUGCCACAUGACUGCCCACAAUGCUCAUAUUGCAGUUUUAAUAUGGCGCAGACAUUCUGUGGAGUGGGCAAGUCAGAUAACCAGCCACACUUUGGACCAGCUGUUAUUUGCAGUACCAGAGAGGCUAGGAGGCAGUUGUGUACUGGGCUGGGUGCUGGAAGAUCUUAUCCCAUACGUUGCCAGAUUCCUGCCGCACAGUCUGGGUCAAGUUGGGCAAUGGAGCAUUCAGAGAGCCACAAACAUGGAGAUGCUGGAGAAAGAUGGCUGGCCAAGGAAUGCGCUCAGUUUUCUGGGUGCUGUUUACAAGCAGAUGAUGGAAAUCAUGGAAGUAGAUUUCUCAGAAUCUACUCACAGUGCUGCAGAGAAUGCCACAAAGACGAAAAUUGAUGCAUGUCGACUGCUGGGGCCACUGAGGAAUGUGCUUCAGCUGUUACAAAAUUUGUAUGACCUUCAACAGUACAAUCUCAGGAUGCCUUUACAACAGUUCCAGCAGGAAACAAAGGAAACGCUGGCAUUCCGUAUGCUUGACCGUGUUGUGAUGGUUGAGUUGAUUGUGCCAACACUUGAGAGAUAUAUUACUCCUUACAUUCAAGCUAAUCAUCUGAACCAAGACCACAUCUUUGCCAGUUAUGUAAAGGAUCUGCUGAAGAGAGUAGGCCACCUGAAGUCCUACACUGGCCAUUCAGCCUGGGAGGAGAAGGUUCUAGCUAUAAUAUCAUUUAUUCUUGACCCUAAGGAAAAGUGCUGUGCUAUACUAAAUGUAAUGAAGGAGGCAUUGCCUUGGAGUACAGAGGUCGAGCAACUUGUGGAGGAUGGCUUAAAAGUUCAGCAUCCUUUUGUAAGUGAUUUGCGGGAACAGAAGAAGAUUAUUACAGUCCGACAACUGAUGCAGUGCUAUGGUAUCAAAACCUCCAAUCAUCCUUGCCAGGCCCAAGCACAGAAACUUGCCAGAUUGAUUGUGCAAAAGGAUAGAGAGAAGUCACUACAAGAUGCUCUUAAGAUACUUAAGGAAUACAACAUCUGCAGCGCAGAUGCAGAAGCAGACAUUUAUUUCCAUUAUGCACAUGUCCUCAUCUCCACAGAAAGGUUAUCUGAAUACAUUAAGCACCUGAGAUGCCUCAGUCCAGAGAUGGCCAAAAGAUGUGGAAUGCAAGUAGUAUGUCUGGCAGAAGUCUAUUUGGACCAGCCUCCACCAACUGCAUUAAAAGAGACAGAACAGAAACAGCAGGUUCUGUUGACAGAGGCAGCUGUUCUCACUCUGAAGCAUCUGAUAACACAGACCAAGGAUCGAGUAGAACUUGAUGAACUUCAGUGUCAGCUGUCGAUAUUUACUGCAUUAUCUUCUCUCCAGAGGGAGUACAAUAUCUAUAUGUCAGUGGUGGACUACAGCAGUGAUAUACAUCGUGGUCAGAUAUUUGUCAAGUCUAUUCAGAGUUACCUGAAGGAAGGAAAGCUGCUUCAGGACAACUUUGACUUCACAAAUAUCUACCGCUUAGCAGAUCUGCUCGUUAUCAGGCGAGAAGAUUUUCUUAUGGAGAUGGCUGUCCGAGAAGCAUGUGAUGGGAACAUCAAGGCUACUGAAUGCUUAUGCAGAGAACUGCUUCGAGCAGAUCCAUCACCUACUGUAGGACAUGCGCUGUAUCAGGUUGGGAUGAAUUUACUACAGAUUCAAAGAAGAGAAAAUAAAGAAGACGAGGAAACAAAUUUUACGAAUAAAUAUCGCUAUUUUUCUCACCUGACACAGCAGCUAGCAACAAGAGCAGUAGUCAUGUGCAGUGAAGAAUUGCUACCUUCAUGCUUAGAGCUCAGUCGAGCAGCAGAGUUUUGGCAACGUACAAGUGCCCAGUGUGAAGCCUUUGAGACCCCAGAUAUGGAUAAGAUAGAAGAGGCUAAGCUGAAGCCCAGGACACCACUGCAGGCUUACAAACUGGACACAUUAUAUGAAGAUGAUGCCUUAGUGAUGAGUUCUGCUGUAGUUUUGCCACUUGUUUCCACAUCUUUGGCAACCACAGUUAGUUUUAUUGAAGAUGAUGAGGAUGGAGACGAGGAGGAGCAACAGGGAGGGUCUGUGACAAGGCCACUGCAGCAUUUGCUUACAGCUGUCAGCCACCUGCGAGAGAAUAGCCACCUAGAACUGUCCCUGCGCCUCACCAGUUUCACCUUUAGCUCCUUACAUCAUAUGCUGCAACAGCAUGACAUGGGUUACCCUUUGGUCCCUGAGAUGCAAGCAUGGCUGGAGAGGGAGAGGGCUGUUAUGCAGGAUGCUGACGUUAAAGCUGGCAAACUCAUAAGAGAUCUGGUGUCAGGCAUCCUAGUGAAGAUAUUUAGUGCAAAGUCUGUAGACUGUAAAAUGGCCUUGGCUUACCUCCUUAGUGUUCCACGUAAAGUCAGCAUUUCAUGCCUCAACAGAAGUAUUUCUUCCUGUGGACUGAACUUUCGCAAGUUAAGGGCUAUUGCUAGUGUUGGCGUUUGCCUGGGACACUUGUUGAAGGAGACCUCUGUCAUUGCCACCUGCCAAGAGCUAGAAACAGGAGCUUCUUGGGGUGUUCGGCUUGCCAAAGCGAAGGUUGACUUUAAGGAAGCUUUCAAAGGUGGAGUAUCAGCCAAGCGUGACAUUAUUGCUUGUUUAGCUCACUGCAAAGAAGCCAGCAUUGCUAUGGUGACUGAGUUCUGCCAUGACUUCAAGCUAGAUCUUGAAGAUGGCUAUAUGGUUUACCUUGAGCACCUGUUGAUAUGGCCUAUCUCUCUUGGAGAUGGUGAUUACGUUUCUUCAACAUCAGCCCCUCAUGCACUCCAGCUAAAGCAUGCACAGAUUACUGUGUCUGCCAUCAUAAAUUUACAAGGACAGAACCAGUUGUUGAAGAAACUAAAGGCACUGUAUAAAAAGGCAAGCCCAUAUGACUAUGAGAAUAUUGAAUUCUUGUUGACUGAAAUCAAUAAGCUGGAACCAACACCACUUUAUCAAAAGGGCCUACAGCUGGUAAACUAUCUCAAGGUUUAUAAUCGUCAUAACCCUCCUUCUGACUAUGAGCUGUCAAGUGUUGUGAAACAAAAGGAUGAUGCAGUUGAACUCGGAAGCCCUGUGGAUUUAUUGACACGCUGGUCAGCAGAACGUCUUCCAGUCCAUCUGCUUUUGGAUGGAGAUGCCUGGAAAAUUAUUACAUCUGAACUACAGGCAGAAACAGUCACCAUCUGGCUUCAGAUUGCUCAACUACUUAAUUUGUCAACCGAUGAAAUAUACCUGAUGACUGUUCAAAACAUGGUUAAACAGCAUGUUGCACACAUUCGGACUUCUGGCGUGUGUGCUGCAACCAACAGUUUCCCCUCCGGUGCCAGUGGUACACAGCACAAGAAGGCAGUGCCAGCUCUCAAAGACUGGAAAUGCAGUGAAUCAAGUCUACGGUUUCUAGAGAGAGUGCAGCAGCUUGUGUCUUCUGUCACCAAUUGUGAAAUGGCCCUAGCAUGCGCCAGCUGGGUUGUCAAAGAACUACCUAUGGGUGGUGAGAAAGUGGUUGGACUUCAGGGCUGUGUUACUUUUGCCAGACAAUGGCAUCAAGCUUGUGCUGACAAUACCCCACAAAAAAGAAGUCCAUGGCUGCAUAUGUCAAGUUUGAGAAAGUUCUUCACAAGACUGACAGAGCAGGUGCUGUAUACACAUGAUCUUGCCCAGCCCUAUCUGCUGCAAUUGGGGUCCUCACCUCAUGAACUGUUGGCACAACUCAUGGAGCAUCCCUGUCUGAUCAAUGAAUCAGGCCAGUUAGGGACAGGACCAGACAUCUAUGCAGCAAUACAAGGAAUAGCAGAGAUAAAUGGCAUGGAUGUCAGCAUAGCUGUUGUGGAAGCCAUGCAGAAGUGGCUUUUGUCAUCUGAUUCACAGCAAGAUAUGGACACGACAAUGAACAUCAGUUUUUCCAGCCUGAAGUUCACAGAUCAAUCUGACAAUGGCAGAUUACAGGACAACAUGAAGAGGGUGAAGUACUUUUUGCAGCAUGGACCUAAGAAGGCAAUUAUAGAGUUUCUUGUUGGGUACACCCUGAUGGAGGAAGCCGAAAGCAUCAGCUAUAGGGGCCGCCUGCAGUGCCUCUACUGCUUGCUACAGGUGGCCACAGAUGAAGACCUUCGGCCACUGGGAUACACUUGUGACACAAUAAGGGAGCUUCUGAAGGUCUUGAUGUACCUGUCCCACCUGGAGCAGCUCCACAUCCAUCAUUCCCAAGACACUUUCCUUGAAUGCAACAAGACAGGCCUUGUUAAGGGCAUCUGGCGAAACCACAGCCACAGCAAGCCGGCCGUGCUACUUGUAGCCAGUCUGUGUCUUGACUAUGGCAUUGAGGACCGCCAGAUGUGGGCAGCUAUUCUGCAGCAAAUGCUUAGCCUCAGUAUGCUAGAAAAUCUGGAAUAUAUACUGAAGAGACUGCAAGCUAUGCCAUCAGUCUGGAGUCUUCCCAUAUUUGCUCAUGCCUGGCAGGCCAUUGCUGACUUCCACCCUUGGCAAGAUGACUGUGCCUCUGACAGAUGACCAGAUGAAAGCCUGUAUUCAUUGUUUUAAUCUUAUACAAAGUUGUCCUGUGUCUGGUCAGCUGGACUUCAUCUUGCUUGCACACCAUUUCCAGUGCCUUGGUCUUGCUCUUUGCUCAGCUGCCUGUCUUGACAUGGAUCCAUUGCAGCAGGACUCUAAAUUCAAG